UCGCGUCUUUUUCCUCUUGAACUCACAGUAAACAUGAGCUCAUCAACUACUCGCGGCUCUUCUCGUUCAAAUACCACUGAAUCACUAUCAAAUUCUACAACUGAAAACGCACCACCUUCCUCCAAAACUGCCACAAAGAAAAAGGAUUCCUCCAAAUCGCUCAGCAGCAGUGCUAAACGUAUACAAAAGGAACUUGCAGAAAUCUCUCUAGAUCCGCCGUCAAACUGCAGUGCUGGUCCAAAGGGAGAUAACCUUUACGAUUGGGUAUCCACCAUUGCUGGUCCUGCUGGGUCUCCAUAUGCAGGCGGUAUCUUCUUUUUGGACGUUCACUUUCCUCAAGAAUACCCGUUCAAGCCUCCCAAGGUUGUGUUCCGAACUCGUAUUUAUCACUGCAAUAUCAACAGUCAAGGUGCUAUCUGCUUGGACAUUUUGAAGGAUAACUGGUCUCCUGCACUCACCAUAUCAAAGGUGUUGCUCUCCAUUUGCUCGCUUCUUACUGACGCUAAUCCACAUGACCCACUUGUCGGAAGUAUUGCACAACAGUACCUUAAUGACCGAGAAGAGCAUGAUAGAACGGCAAAGGAAUGGACUAAGCGCUAUGCAUGCUAAUCAGGCAUUAUUAAUAUCUCCAUAUUGACAAUUUCAUGAACGUUAUAUGAUUGUAUCGUACUGACACAAAACAUGGACAUAGCUUUUUUUCUGUCUUUCAUUCUUCAUAAGUACGUGCACCAUUGGUUCAUCAAAGAGGUCCUCCUUCUGUCUUUCUUUUUUAUCUUUUCUUUUAGUAGCAAAAUAUUUCAUGUAAAAUAAUAAAGCCAAACCAUCUUAUCAUGAACAUCUUCAA
Umbelopsis ramanniana AG is the source of this 844-nucleotide messenger RNA. RefSeq lists its product as uncharacterized. The record is from RefSeq and is a predicted model, not a curated record. The coding region runs from base 34 to 609 and encodes 191 amino acids. Gene Ontology annotation, cellular component: nucleus. The transcript has 6 exons. Lineage: Eukaryota; Fungi; Mucoromycota; Umbelopsidomycetes; Umbelopsidales; Umbelopsidaceae. Gene Ontology annotation, molecular function: ubiquitin conjugating enzyme activity. Gene Ontology annotation, biological process: protein polyubiquitination.